AACGCGGGGCAGUUUAACAAAAUGCUUGUCGUAUAAGCGACACAAUUAAUAAAUUAACAAUAAAAAUCGCAAUUUACAUUAGCUUUUUGUGUGUCAAUAACUUUGAGUGUUACAAAGAGCAUAGCGUGAGUGAGUCAAUAUUCACUUAAUUCAGAUAAGGAACGCCCCUCGAUCCAUAUAUUUAUGGGAUUUAUUCAAACAAAAGGCUAGUUGCAGGUUAAAAAUGCGGGUUAUACGACGGAAUGUACAAAAGCUGAUACUGAUGGGAAGUGUAGCAUCGAUGUUCUUAUUAUUGUAUGUGUUGAACAGUGAGCAGGAAGAUGUGGAUAAAAGCCUAAAAAUCGAAAUUAUUGAGAGAUCGAUAAGGUCCAUGAUGAAUCAGGGCGAAUGCCGACAACCGCACUUACCCUUGGAUAAUCCCGAAAUUAUGAAAUUCUACAAGCUGGUUGAAAAAAUAAAUUGCGGAUCCAAGCCGGAUUGGGUCAUGUGUGAGAAAUCGAUAUGUUUUGUGAAGCCCGAAAUAAGCGCAAUCCAUGGCGAUAUAACGUGUUCGUACACGGAUAUUAUACGCAAGUCGGACUACACAGCCCGCUUUGGACGCACUGUGAGAAUAAAGGAGCCAUAUGUGCUGCAGAACAGUGAUUUUGUUCGGGUUGCAUGCCAUGCAACCAGCGGGGAGAGAUGGUUUGGCAUGGCUUAUGGAAUACGGGACACGGUGCAACGUCCACCGGCUCCCAAUUUGGCACCCAAUCUGGCUGUGCUGCCACCCGAGGUGGUUGCUCAGGCCCAGCAACAGCUACAGGACCUGCCGACGACUCCCUUUUACAAUGUCUUGAUGUUCGGCUUCGAUUCGCUGAGUAGGAAUGCCUUCAUGCGUAAGUUACCGCGAAGCUAUGCCUAUUUGACACAGCAACUGGGCGCCAUUGUGCUGCAGGGCUACAAUAUUGUGGGUGAUGGCACUCCACAGGCACUGGUGCCGCUGCUCACUGGACACACAGAACUGGAGCUGCCGGAGACAAGGAAACGCGUGUCCGGUUCUGGUAGCGUCGAUGCAUAUCCCAUGAUUUGGCGGGACUUUGCACGCCUCGGCUAUUUGACAUCGUUUAAUGAGGAUUUACCAUAUGUGGGCACGUUCACAUACCGCAUGAACGGAUUCGAUUCCCAGCCCGUUGAUCAUUAUUUGAGAACAUUCUACAUGCAGGCUUCGAAUAUGCUGAGCGGCAGUGCACCCAACUGCGUUGGCAACCAGCCAGAUCAUCUGGUCAUGCUGGACUACACCAAGAAUUUCAUGAUGAAGUAUCGAGACUCCCCACGGUUUGUGUUUAGCUUUCAUGGCGGGCUUUCACAUGAUUCUAUAAAUCUUGUGGGCGCUGCCGAUGACGAUGUACACGAUUGGCUGGUGUCACUGAAGGAGAAGUCGCUACUCGACGAUACCAUACUAAUUUUCAUGGCUGAUCAUGGCAAUCGCUUUGCCGAGGUGCGCGCCACGUUACAAGGCAAACAGGAGGAGCGCCUGCCCUUUUUCAGUUUUGCAUUUCCCGAAUCGUUUAAGAAACGUUUUCCCCAGGAGUACAACAACUUUUUAGCCAACGAACAUCAUCUCAGCACGCCCUUUGAUGUGCAUGCCACGCUUAAGCAUCUGAUCCAUUUGCAAACUUCGGGCCUUUAUGAGCUGACACCAGACAACAACUACGACAACCUUAGCAACGAUAUCAAAACGGCACCAGUUCAGCCAAGGGACAUACACAUCUCGGAGCAGGCACGUGGAAGAGCGAUAUCGUUAUUUGAGCGCAUACCCAACAAUCGAUCCUGCGCCGAUGCGUACAUUGAACCGCACUGGUGCGCUUGCCUUAAUUGGUUGCCGCUGACGUUGAACGACACUCGCUACGCGGGAAUCAUAUUCAAGGCAGCCAGCAGCAUUGUAGAUACCAUAAAUGCAGCAACGGUAGAGCGUCGUCAGCUAUGUGCGCCACUUCAACUGGUGCAGGUCAACUGGGCGCUGCGUUUGCAGCCGCACAAGGAGCUGCUGGAGUUCAAGACCAAUAUCGAUAGAGAUGGCUUUUUGGCGGAUCUGAGUGGGCAUACAGUUGUCCACGAGGAGUUCUAUCAACUACAAUUGGUCACGCAGCCAGGCCAAGCGCUUUAUGAGGCGAGUGUCGCGCACAACUUGCACACAUUCAAUGUGACAACAAAACUCACGGAUAUCUCACGUGUCAACCAGUACGGCACGCAGGCUAAAUGCAUUUACGAGCGCGAUCCAGAAUUGCGCAAAUUUUGCUACUGUCGCGAAUAAAACUAAGCCAAAGUCAUACAAUGCACAAACAGAAUUAAUAUUAACAAACACUCGAAUAUUUCCUAUAAGACUUAUUAUUUAUAUUGUUACAUUUCAAUAUAUUAUUCAUCUUCUUCGAAUAUUAAUCAAUUAUAACGAUUUGCAAAGUAUUUAUCAUUUGUAAAAAUUGUAGUGAUUCCAUAAGUUAUUUAUUUAUUUAUUUGUAAGUUGUGUGUAUUUUUAUAUUGAUUAUUCGCAUUAACUAUGCUCAAACUUUCUACAUUAAUUAUAGAUAAAUUAAUGUAAUUAAUCUCUGUAGUAUAACUGCCUGCAUAAAUUCGUAACCGCAAAGAAUUGCAAUAAACAUACAUUGGUGUAGUAAUAUUACUAAAUAUGACAAACAUUUUCUCGAAAACCAACUGCCUAGCCAAAUUAUGUUUUUUUUUUCGUUUUUAAUUGGCUGAUGCACUCGCCUGAAUUUAUAUCUUAACUGGCAGAUAUUUAAUCUUCUCCACAAACUUGAAAACAUGUGUUAACCAUAUGUAAACUGUUAUUGAGUUAUGGGCUAUAUUUUGCCCAAUAUUUCAAAUGGCACUUUUUCUGAUCCGCCGAUCUGCUAAAAUGUAUUUUUUAUUGUAUGUGCUGUGUAUAUAAAUAUAUAUUUAUAUAUAUUAAGAUGUAUAUGUUUAACUAUUAUGUUUUAAAAAUAUACUUAUGUAUAUAUAAGUAACUAUAAUAUAUCGCACACAGUACGAAUCUUAACUUUGGAUCGAAUGCUAUGGAUUGAGCUUUCUCAACAUUUAUUAUAUAAAAGAAGGUUUAUUUGUUAGUUAAUGCACUGUUAUAAACUGAUAAUGAAAUGGGAGCAAAGUAAAACAUAUGAAAUAAAAACC
Drosophila grimshawi is the source of this 3165-nucleotide messenger RNA. RefSeq lists its product as uncharacterized. The transcript is spliced from 5 exons. Bases 224 to 2293 code for a protein of 689 amino acids. The record is from RefSeq and is a predicted model, not a curated record. NCBI's taxonomy places the organism in Eukaryota, Metazoa, Arthropoda, Insecta, Diptera, Drosophilidae.